CAAAAAGCGCAGAACCGAUUGAAUUGAGCCCUCCAACUCAACGUGGGUCCAGACAACAGCAGAUAUUUUACAUUCCGGCGGCUACAAACGCAACGCCGUGAGGCUAAUCGGCAUCUGGGACCCGCCCUCCUCUUCGGUCUACCUUGCUACCUUUUCUUUUCUCAGAACUGUUUACCGUUCUUCCUCGCACGCCACAACGGAAGUUUUCUCACUCUUUAAAACACACUUUCUCUCCCUCUCUCUGAUCCCGAUAUGUCCGAGGUUCUUUUGCGGUUCCAUGUCAGUCCCAGAUUCCUUAGAGCCCGGACCCCACGUGAUUUCCUGCGACAACCACUUACGAAUCUCGUAGUUUCGGGCUCCAGAACACUUUCUCUGCCCAGAAAACACCAGGUUUUUCCCGCGAAAAUUGAUGUGAUUGGAGGGGAAUCUUCUUGGAAGCUAAGCGCUUGGACUCGGGAGGGUUCUUUGCAGGAGCUAGAUGAUUCGCCCGUGUCCGUGGAGCUCCACCCCAUAUGCAGCGAGACCCAGUUUGAUCGGGUUCUUGCGGAGGCCCAACAGCUCGAGGAAUCGAUCAUCAUUGUUUGGAUGGCAAGCUGGUGCAGAAAAUGUAUAUAUUUGAAACCCAAACUGGAAAAGUUGGCCGCAGAUUUCUACCCAAGGAUUCGGUUCUACCGUGUUGAUGUCAAUGCAGUUCCACACUCGCUUGUUUCUCGUGCUGGAGUCACUAUGCCUAUUAUACAGCUGUGGAAGGAUAGCAAGAAACAAGCUGAGUUGAUUGGUAGCCACAAAGCAUAUUUAGUUAUCAAUGAAGUCCGACAAAUGAUUGAAAAUGAGGGUACCGUGUAAGAAUUUUAGUACAGCAGGCAACCUUCUUUUUUCCUCAUUUUCCAUUUUAUGGUUGCAUGUAGAUGGAAUCAAAUUUGUAGUUUUUUGUCAUAAAAUUUUCCGUCAAUUUCUUUAGUAAAAAAAAAUUAUUCGUGUUUGCCAGUGCUUUGAUCUAGGAAAAGCAUAUACAAAGAGGUGUUUUAUGUCAGACAAUAUAGAAUUACCAUGUAACCUUCAAAAUAUAGCUGCUUGGACCA
Juglans microcarpa x Juglans regia is the source of this 1082-nucleotide messenger RNA. Its product is annotated as thioredoxin-like 3-2, chloroplastic. NCBI's taxonomy places the organism in Eukaryota, Viridiplantae, Streptophyta, Magnoliopsida, Fagales, Juglandaceae. Gene Ontology annotation, cellular component: chloroplast stroma. The coding region runs from base 253 to 846 and encodes 197 amino acids. The transcript is spliced from 5 exons. The record is from RefSeq and is a predicted model, not a curated record.